AUGUUUUUACAAGUGGCCGCGUUGUGUCUGUUGGCGGUGAGCGCUCAUGCACACUCUGCGGCGGUGUCGCAUGUGUCGCGAGUGGACCACCACAAGCAUGGUCACGACCACCAUGACGUGAAGAUCCACCACCCCGUGCACCACCACGACCACCAUGACCAUGGUCACCACGGACACCACGAUGAUGGACACCACGGUCACCAUGAUGGACACCACGGACACGACGAACACCACCACUGGGAUCAUGAACGUCACCACCCCUCUUACAAGUUUGAGUACUCGGUGAAGGACCACCACACGGGCGACCACAAGUCGCAGCACGAGCACCGCGACGGUGACCACGUGAGCGGCUCCUACUCCCUGGUGGAGCCUGAUGGCAACGUGCGCUCUGUUCAUUACACCGCUGACGACCAUCACGGUUUCAGAGCUGAUGUUCACCACAAGACGGCUCACCACCACAUCAUCCCCCAUCACCAUCAUGACCAUCAUCAUGAUCAUGGUCACCACCAUUAA
This is a messenger RNA of Helicoverpa armigera (cotton bollworm), 513 nucleotides long. Its product is annotated as histidine-rich glycoprotein. Lineage: Eukaryota; Metazoa; Arthropoda; Insecta; Lepidoptera; Noctuidae. Gene Ontology annotation, cellular component: extracellular matrix. The transcript has 4 exons. Bases 1 to 513 code for a protein of 170 amino acids. The record is from RefSeq and is a predicted model, not a curated record.